AUGCUACGGUCAGUCUCAAGAACUGCACUCCUCGGCGCGCCACUGUCGAGACGAACGCUGGCAACCGCCUCGAGCAAGUUCGUCAAGAUCGUCGAAGUCUCGCCCCGCGAUGGCCUGCAGAACGAGAAGACCAUUGUCCCCACCGCGACCAAGAUCGAGCUCAUCCGACGACUAGCAGAGACCGGAGUGCCCGUGAUCGAAGCUGGCUCGUUCGUGUCGCCCAAGUGGGUGCCUCAGAUGGGCGAUACCCCGCAAGUGGUGGCGGGCAUGCCUGUGCACCCCUCGAUAUCCUAUCCCGUGCUCGUACCCAACAUGCGCGGGCUUGAAGGCCUGCAGAAGCUCCUCGCAGACUAUGCUGAUGGCAGCAGAAGGCCACCGCCCACCAACGAGAUCGCCAUCUUCACCGCAGCCUCCGAGGCCUUCUGCAAGGCCAACACGAACUGCACCAUCGCCGAGUCGCUCUCCCGCCUCGAAGCGGUCACCUCCAAAGCCCUCGCGUCCGGCUUGAAAGUCAGAGGGUACAUCAGCACCGUCGCCGGCUGCCCCUAUCAGGGCAAAGUCGAUCCAGACGCCGUCGGCCGCAUCUCGAAAGCGCUGCUCGACAUGGGAUGCUACGAAAUCUCGCUGGGGGACACGAUCGGCGCAGGAACGCCGUCGACGAUGGAAGCGGCUCUGAAUGCCAGCUUGAAACACACCAACGCGCGGGCGGAUCGCUUUGCAGCCCACUGCCAUGACACGAUGAACACGGGGCUGGCGAAUGUGCUGCACAUGGUUCGGCUGGGUGUGCGUACCGUCGAUGCGGCGGUGGGAGGGCUGGGAGGCUGCCCCUACUCUCCGGGCGCGACGGGCAACAUCGAUACGGAGAGCGUUGUGUUUGCCCUGCAUGGCGAGGGGUACGAGACGGGCACGGAUCUGGACAAGCUGGUGGAUUUGGGCGAGUGGAUCAACGGCGAGUUGGGAAGGGCGAAUGCGAGCAGUGCGGGGAGGGCGGUGCUGGCGCAGAGGAAGAUUCGCGCCGAGAGAGAGGCGAAGAGUAAGGUUGCCAAGCUGUGA
Molecule: messenger RNA, 1053 nt
Organism: Sporisorium graminicola
Lineage: Eukaryota; Fungi; Basidiomycota; Ustilaginomycetes; Ustilaginales; Ustilaginaceae
Exons: 1
Coding region: 1-1053 (350 amino acids)
Biological process (GO): L-leucine catabolic process; ketone body biosynthetic process
Molecular function (GO): hydroxymethylglutaryl-CoA lyase activity
Source: RefSeq, a predicted model, not a curated record